UUGUAAACACUUGAAGAAAUCGUAGUUACAUUUCAUCCCCACUUGGGGUCCAAAACUCUGUCGUUCUUUUAAAUCACCGUUAAGCGAAGAAUCUUCGACUCGUAGACUCAAUACAGUCAAGUUGAUUUUAGUAUUUUWACUCCGAUAAUGGGUUGUUGUGGCAAGAGAACUGGCGAUGAAGACCAAGACAUUGAAAUGAAGGAGAAAGGAAAGUGGGGCAAAGCCAAAGAAUUUGACCCAAGUUUUAAUGGUCCAAUCAAGAACAGAAGUUGUACAGAUAUACCAUGCUGUAUUCUAUUUGUGCUUUAUGUUCUUGGCAUGCUGGCACUUGGUGGAGCAGCUUUCUAUAUGGGAAAUCCAUACAAACUGCUCAAUUCUGUGGACUCAUUUGGAAACAUUUGUGGAUAUACUGCUGGUUUUGAGGAUAAGCCCAAGCUAGUGUUCUUUGAUAUGACAGUCUGUAUCAGCCCAGCCAGUUUUGCAACUGAUUUGUUUGCUUAUUCAUGUCCAACUACUCAGGUUUGCCGCAAGAAAUGUCCAGAAGUGAAUGCAAUUGGUUCAAGUUUAAGUGGUGAUGACAUGGUUUGCAGAUAUGAUGUCAAAACAAGUGGGCUAACUACUUUGGAAAAACUAAAUUUGAUCAAAGAAAAGAAGUGUGCUCCUUACGUUUUGAAGAGUACAGAUGUGAUGAAUCGAUGCGUCCCUACUAUACUUAGCAACCAGCUUGGCAAUCUGUUCCCAACUGAGACCAAUAAUGUUACAGGAACUAACAUAACUGGAGAAGCUGUCCAACAAGGAUCACUCUAUGUACAGACCUUACUGAAACUCCAAAAUCUUGGCCUCAAAGUUAUUGCUGAUGUACAAGAUUCCUGGUACUGGAUCUUAGGGUAUGCAAAAUACGACUAUAUACCUAAUAUGCAGGGCGCUAUUUUCCACGAGAAGAGUUGUAGUCUUCGUAUGUUUUUAUAUUUGCRAAAACGUUCCUCCAGAGCCAUUUUUGCUGUUCCUUUACAAAAAUGGACGUAGUUGUGACGUUUCUUUAAGAAAGUGAUGUUGAGGACUAAUUUGUUGUGUUACUCGUACAAUACCUGUUGAUGGAAGUUUGUGCUYAAGCAAAU
Exaiptasia diaphana is the source of this 1118-nucleotide messenger RNA. RefSeq names its product choline transporter-like protein 2. Gene Ontology annotation, cellular component: membrane. The record is from RefSeq and is a predicted model, not a curated record. The transcript has 9 exons. Gene Ontology annotation, molecular function: transmembrane transporter activity. Gene Ontology annotation, biological process: transmembrane transport. Bases 148 to 1026 code for a protein of 292 amino acids. NCBI's taxonomy places the organism in Eukaryota, Metazoa, Cnidaria, Anthozoa, Actiniaria, Aiptasiidae.